AUUCUUAUUCCAUCUGUGCGCACGCGUGACGGGCACUUGUCUUCACGUAUGCGCUGACGUCAGGCCGCCGUGGUCGUUAGAGCGGAGCAAGGGAAAGAGGGGUGGCGUGCUAUACGUGAGCUGGUGGCGUAGCGAAGCGGUCAGUUCAGGGGUUCAAAGAGGAGAAAACAUGGCGGAUAACAAAGGAGGAGGAGGUGGUGGGGGAGAGACUGAGGGGGACGCGAGCAGUAAUAAUAACAAUAAUAGUAAUGGCGUCGGGGAGACCGGCACUUCUGGUGACACAGAGAGCCAAGCAGUAGAGGAGUCGGAGAGUGCUGAAAAGGCCCCCGUUGCGGCGGUCCCUACAGAUACCCCUGCAGAGGAAAACCCUGCCCCGUCCUCUUCGUCUGUGGCCCCUUCUUCUGCUGCUCCUGCAUCAUCAUCGUCAUCAUCAUCUUCCUCGUCUUGUCUAGUGGUGAACUUACUGGAUACGUGCGCUGUGUGUAAACAGAGCCUGCAAAGCCGGGACUCUGAGCCCAAGCUCCUGCCAUGUUUGCACUCAUUCUGUCGCCGCUGUCUGCCAGAGCCCGAGAGGCAGCUCAGUGUCCAUUUACCUGGAGGAACUAAUGGAGACAUCCAGCAAGUUGGGGUAAUAAGGUGCCCAGUGUGCAGACAAGAAUGCAGGCAGAUUGAUCUAGUGGAUAAUUAUUUUGUAAAAGAUACCACGGAAGCACCAAGCAGCACAGAUGAAAAGUCUGAACAGGUUUGUACAAGUUGUGAAGAUAAUGCAAGUGCAGUUGGCUUUUGUGGGGAAUGUGGGGAAUGGCUCUGCAAGACAUGCAUAGAAGCCCAUCAAAGGGUUAAAUUCACAAAAGACCACGUAAUAACAAAGAAAGAAGAUGUAUCCUCCGAAUCAGUGGGAGCAUCUGGUCAACGUCCAGUUUUUUGUCCAAUCCACAAACAAGAGCAGCUCAAAUUAUUUUGUGAAACAUGUGACCGACUAACAUGCAGAGACUGUCAGUUACUAGAGCACAAGGAACACAGGUAUCAGUUUCUCGAAGAGGCUUUUCAAAACCAGAAAGGUUCUAUUGAAAACUUACUUGCAAAGCUUCUAGAAAAGAAAAACUAUGUACAUUUUGCUGCUACUCAGGUUCAAAACAGAAUAAAAGAAGUAAAUGAAACCAAUAAGCGAGUAGAACAGGAAAUUAAAGUGGCUAUUUUUACUUUAAUAAAUGAAAUUAAUAAGAAAGGAAAAUCUCUUCUGCAGCAGUUGGAGAGUGUUACAAAGGAACGACAAAUUAAACUUGUACAGCAGCAAAAUGAUAUCACUGGUCUCUCACGGCAAAUAAAACAUGUCAUGACCUUCACGAACUGGGCAAUUGCAAGUGGCAGCAGCACCGCCUUACUGUACAGCAAACGCUUGAUCACUUUCCAGUUGCGUCAUAUCUUAAAGGCACGUUGUGACCCCGUCCCAGCAGCCAAUGGGGCAGUAAGAUUUCAUUGUGACCCAACUUUUUGGGCAAAGAAUGUUGUAAAUUUAGGUAAUCUUGUUAUUGAAAAUAAGCCAACCACUGGUUUUACUCCUAAUGUAGUGGUUGGCCAAGUUCCCCAAGGAACGAACCAUGUCAACAAACCACCUGCACAAAUAAAUUUAGCUCAGCUCCGGCUUCAGCAUAUGCAACAGCAGGUGUAUGCUCAUAAACAGCAACUUCAAAUGAGGAUGGCCCAGCCACCUGGCCAGCACCAGAGACCAUCUGUGCCUCAAGUGAUGCAUCAGCAGCCUCCACGGUUAAUAAGCAUGCAGAACAUGCCAAGGACUAAUAUGAACUGUGGCCCAUUUCAAGCGCAUCAAAUGAGAAUGGCACAAAAUGCAGCCCAGAAUGCUUCCAGGAUGCCUGGUAUCCCUCGUCAUAAUGGACCGCAAUACUCAAUGAUGCAGCCUCAUCUCCAAAGACAACAUUCAAACCCAGGGCAUGCUGGACCAUUUCCAGUUGUUUCAGUACACAACAACACAAUCAAUCCAACUAGUCCUACAACUGCAACCAUGGCAAAUGCAAAUCGGGGACCAACAAGCCCAUCCGUUACAUCUAUAGAACUUAUCCCAUCUGUAACAAACCCAGAAAACCUUCCUUGUCUUCCAGACAUCCCACCAAUCCAGCUCGAAGAUGCAGGAUCUAGCAAUUUAGACAAUUUGUUGAGUAGAUAUAUUUCAAUAGGUCAUCAGCUACCACAACCAACAAGCACUAUGAAUCCCUCCCCUGCACCUUCUGCAAUGUCUCCAGGAUCUACAGGCUUGUCCAAUUCACACACACAAGUGAGGCCGCCCAGUACAUCAAGUACAGGCAGUAGAGGAAGUUGUGGUUCAAGAACUGAAAGAAAUUCUGGCUUUAAAUCUGACACUGUCAAAGUUAAACAAGAACCUGGAACAGAGGAGGAUGUGUGUAGUUUCUCAGGACCAGUAAAGCAGGAGAAGGCUGAAGAUGGCAGGAGAAGUGCAUGCAUGCUGAGCAGCCCGGAAAGCAGUCUGACACCUCCACUGACCACCAAUGUACACCUUGAAACUGAUCUGGAGUCACUGGCCGCUUUGGAAAAUCACGUAAAGACCGAACCAAACAGCACAAGCCGAAGCUGUGGGCAGUCAUCUCAUGUUAGCCUUGUAAACGGAAAAUCCCUGGUACGGAGUUCAUUGCAUCGGUCGCCUAGGGGAGGUGGUGGUGAUGGCUCCAACAAAGAUGAUGACCCAAAUGAAGAUUGGUGUGCCGUGUGCCAAAAUGGAGGAGACCUCUUGUGUUGUGAAAAGUGCCCUAAAGUUUUUCACCUUACUUGUCAUGUACCCACGCUGCUUAGUUUUCCAAGCGGUGAAUGGAUUUGUACGUUCUGCAGAGAUUUGAAUAAACCUGAAGUUGAAUAUGACUGCGAUAAUUCUCAACACAGCAAGAAAGGAAAAACCGUACCAGGCCUAAGUCCUGUAGACCAAAUGAAAUGUGAACGGCUUCUGCUUUAUCUCUACUGUCAUGAAUUAAGCAUUGAAUUUCAGGAGCCUGUGCCAGCUUCGAUACCAAACUACUACAAAAUUAUUAAGAAGCCUAUGGAUCUUUCUAUGGUGAAAAAUAAGCUACAGAAGAAACACUCACAGCACUAUCAAACACCCGAAGAUUUCGUUGCAGAUGUCAGGCUAAUAUUUAAGAACUGUGAAAGGUUCAAUGAAAUGAUGAAAGUUGUUCAAGUUUAUGCAGACACACAAGAAAUUAAUCUACAGAAUGACUCCGAAGUUGCCCAAGCAGGAAAGGCUGUUGCAUUAUAUUUUGAGGACAAACUUCCGGAAAUCUACCCGGACAGGACCUUCCAACCAUUGCCAGAGUUUGAACCAGAGGAUGAUGAUGGAGAUGUAACAGAGGAUUCAGAUGAUGAUGAUUUUGUACAACCUCGUAAAAAACGACUGAAGUCAGAAGAGAGACCGGUGCAUAUAAAGUGAUAAGAGCACGGAUUUUGUGUAGAGUUUAAACAAAUUUAAAAUGAACUUAUUUAAAUAUUUCCGGAAUAUCGUCACUCCUGCAUCAGCCAUCUUCAUGAAGAAUUUGGCAGCUUUUAGACAGUAUUAGAUCAACGAAUAUUUGUACAGAUAAAGAGCAAUCUUUCAAAAAUAAAUUGGGGAAUUUUGUCAUUUUUUUUUAGGACUGAUGGACUCCUGACCUUUGGAGCAAUUCUUGCAUUUUCUUGAUUAGGUGAAUGUUAAAAGACAGUCUCUUUGGUUGUGUGUCCCCCCCCCCCCCCCCCCCCAGCAGUUCUUUGUACAGAUAAAUGAGUGAACUCGGUGAUUGUGCUUCUUGUUGACCUUUUUUUGUUGAACAUUGGACCAUUACCUUCAGUUUACUGUAAUAUAUUUUCUUUCUCCACCAAUGAACUAGCUUGAUGGGGGAAAAUGGUACUUUGGGAUGGCUUCAUCAUACUUCUUUACAGCAUUUUUUUAUUUUGUUUUUUUCUUUUAAUUAUUUUUGAGCUUUUACAUUAUUCGAUUAUGGGGAUUGGAUUGUCCUUCAAGACUCUAAAAUAUAUUUAUAUAUUUUGUGAAGGAAUCGGUUUAUCUUGGUUGAACCUACAGUAACUUUGCUUUGUAAAUAGAAGGAAGCUUCUUUGUGUUCAUAUAUUCAUUAUGCAUUAAUUUUGGGCAACAGGUUAUCAACUCUUACUGUUGUCUUGCAUCUGACCUGAGGAGAAAUAAAUGAAUAUCUGGUUAAAUA
Molecule: messenger RNA, 4220 nt
Organism: Xenopus laevis (African clawed frog)
Lineage: Eukaryota; Metazoa; Chordata; Amphibia; Anura; Pipidae
Gene: trim33.S
Product: tripartite motif containing 33 S homeolog
Exons: 20
Coding region: 170-3454 (1094 amino acids)
Cellular component (GO): chromatin; nucleus
Molecular function (GO): zinc ion binding
Source: RefSeq, a predicted model, not a curated record